Molecule: messenger RNA, 2394 nt
Organism: Carya illinoinensis
Lineage: Eukaryota; Viridiplantae; Streptophyta; Magnoliopsida; Fagales; Juglandaceae
Exons: 1
Coding region: 1-2394 (797 amino acids)
Biological process (GO): DNA repair; telomere maintenance
Molecular function (GO): DNA helicase activity
Source: RefSeq, a predicted model, not a curated record
AUGUUUGAUUGCCAUAUCAAUGUCGAGAUAUGUUCUACAAUUAAAGCUGUCAAGUAUCUCUACAAAUACAUUUAUAAAGGCCAUGAUCGUGUUGCAUUCAAUUUAGUUCCUGAACAAAGCAUUCAUCAAAUUGACGAAAUUGAACGAUUUCAAUCAGCUCGAUGGAUUGCCCCACCAGAGGCAAUGUGGAGAAUAUUUGGAUUUAUUGUCAAUGAAGUUCAUCCUGCAGUUUAUAGUCUACAUUUACAUCUUGAAAAUCAACACCAGGUGACUUUCCGUGCUCAUGAAAACUUAACAAAUGUGAUGAACUCUGAUCUUUCAGCAAAAUCAAUGCUAACAGAAUUCUUCGCAACAAAUCAAGUUGAUCAAAAUGCAAGAAAAUUAUUAUAUAGAGAAUUCCCUGAAUUCUAUGUUUGGAGUCAGCAAUACAAAAUGUGGACUGUUCGAAAGAAACAAAUUGUGAUAGGUCGAAUUGUUACAGCAAAUCCUUUUGAAGGAGAAAGGUAUUAUCUGCGAAUAUUAUUAAAUCAUAUAAGAGGUCCUCUAUCAUUUCAACAUCUUAAGACUGUAAAUGGUAUUUUGGCUCCCACAUUUCGAGAGGCAGCAACCAUGCAUGGUUUAUUGGAAAGAGAUAAUAGCUUGGAAGAAUGCUUAUAUGAAGCCUCUUUUUAUCAAAUGCCUUUCAGUUUAAGAAGACUAUUCGCAACAAUUUUGGUUUAUUGCAAUCCAACAAAUCCAAGAGAUCUUUGGGAACGCUUUGAACGAGAUAUGUCUGCUGAUUUCCAAUUAAUUGGAUGUUCUUCAUCAAAUGUUAGAACUGAAACUUUACACUCUAUCUCCACAAUCCUUGAAUCAAUGGGUAAAGACAUUAAUUCCUUCCAUCUUAUUGACCAAAACAUUGAUUUUGAUGAAGAUGGAUUUCUAUCUAGAGAAAUUGACGACGAAUUGGCUAUUCCAAUACCAGAAGAAGAUCUUCAUGCAUCAACACUGCUUAACAGCGAACAACAACAUGCUUACAAUUCAAUCUUGCAAAAAGUUUUAUCAAAUCAAGCUGCUGCAUUCUUUAUUGAUGGUCCUGGUGGAACAGGAAAAACAUUUUUAUACAAGGCACUCCUUGCUACAAUAAGAAAAAAACAACUAAUUGCUCUUGCAACUGCUUCAUCUGGUGUUGCAGCAUCAAUCUUACCUGGCGGUCGAACUGCACAUUCACGAUUCAAAAUUCCAUUAAAUGUCGACAAAAAUUCAACAUGCAGUGUCAGUAAACAAAGUGGACUUGCAAGAUUACUACAAACAGCGAAGUUGAUUAUAUGGGAUGAAGCUCCAAUGUCUAAAAAAGAAUCCAUAGAAGCAUUAGAUAAAAUGCUAAAAGAUAUUAAUGAUUCAGAAUUAUCUUUUGGUGGAAAAGUUAUUGUCUUUGGUGGAGAUUUUCAUCAAAUUCUACCUGUGGUCCCAAAAGGAACAAGACAACAACAAAUUGAUGCUAGCUUGGUUUCUUCCUACAUAUGGCCUAAAUUGACAAAAAUUUAUUUGACUGAAAAUAUGCGAGCAAGACUAGAUCCAAACUUUUCAAGAUACAUAUUGGAUUUAGGGAAUGGGCUACCACCAAUUACAAUUAAUGAACAUGUCAAGAUUCCUACAGCCAUGUUAAUUCCACAUGAAAAUGAUGCUGCUUCUUUGGAUCGUUUAAUAGAUGCUGUGUUUCAUGAUAUUUCUGACUAUUCAACAAAUAUUUCAAACAUGAUGAAUCGAGCUAUAUUGACACCAAAGAACAAUUAUGUUGAAGAAAUAAACACUUUGCUGAUCCAAAGAUUUCCUGGGGAGUUAAAACAAUAUUACAGUUUUGAUGAAUCAAUUGAUGCAUCUGAGCAGGCAAUCAUGGAAGACUUCUUACAUACUUUAACACCAAAUGGACUUCCUCCACAUGAGUUACUAUUGAAAGAAAAUUGCCCAAUCAUGUUAUUAAGAAACAUCAAUCCUUCAGAAGGACUAUGCAAUGGAACACGGCUAAUCUGUCGCAAUUUUGAUCGUAAUGUUAUUCACGCAGAAAUUGUAGUUGGUCAUCACAGCGGGAAAAAAGUUUUUAUUCCAAGAAUUCCAUUUUUACCAAGUCCUGAUGAAAACAGCGGUUUUCCAUUCAAGCGAACUCAAUUCCCUGUUAAACUAAGCUUUGCAAUGAGUAUAAACAAAUCACAAGGACAGACAUUGGAUUUUGUUGGAAUAUACUUACCUCAUCCAGUCUUUUCACAUGGACAAUUAUAUGUAGCUUUAUCAAGAGCUAAGACUAUUUCUGCAGUCAAGAUUUUGAUACGACCAAUCUCAACUGAUCAACCAGAAAAAAACUACACAAAAAAUAUUGUCUACACAGAAGUAUUAACAUUAGCCUCCUCUGAUUGA